Rhododendron vialii is the source of this 1897-nucleotide messenger RNA. RefSeq names its product triacylglycerol lipase OBL1-like. NCBI's taxonomy places the organism in Eukaryota, Viridiplantae, Streptophyta, Magnoliopsida, Ericales, Ericaceae. The record is from RefSeq and is a predicted model, not a curated record. The transcript is spliced from 5 exons. Gene Ontology annotation, biological process: lipid metabolic process. Gene Ontology annotation, molecular function: triacylglycerol lipase activity. Bases 56 to 1498 code for a protein of 480 amino acids.
ACUGGUUCCUCGUCUUCUUCAUUUCAUUUGCUUCGAUCAAAGCCAUCACGAAAUCAUGGCCCGCAGAGAACUAGUAGAUUCGUGCAACGGCUACUUGGAGCUGAAGCCGCACCAUGCAAGUCUGCUCGACCUUGUUCGAGUCUUGUUUUCGUCUCACAAAUCUUUAUCAACGAAAAAAUUUGUCGAGACCUCAGAUGCUAAUCAUCUGAAAGGUCUCGAGCUACGAUGGAUCGUUUUCAUAUCCCUCCUUGUUCAGAAGCUUCUUCUCUACUUGACGAAGCCAGUGGCUCGGACGGGGUAUGUUAUUGAGAUGGGGCUUAAUCUUCUCUCAAGCAAUGGAGGUUUUUGCCGGCUUUUGUUAAACACCUUGAAAGGAUCGGUAGUGAAACUUGAUAAAUCAUCAGCAAAGUUUGUGUCAGUGUUGGGAUACGUUGACACGAGAGUGGAAUUAGACAAAAACAUCAAAACAGCUGACGACAGAUAUGGUGCAGCACUUUCUAUUAUGGCUUCUAAAUUGGCCUACGAGUAUCAACCCUUUGCCCAAAGUGUAGUCACCGAUCACUGGAAGAUGGAAAUGUUGGGUUGGUUCAACUUCUGGAAUGAUUACCAGAAUCUAUAUUCAACAAAAGCCUUUAUGUUCAAAGACACCACCUCUAACCCUAACCUAAUAGUGGUGGCAUUCAGAGGAACUGAGCCCUUUGACCUAGACCAAUGGAGGACAGAUGUCGAUUUCUCAUGGUACGAGCUCCACGGCGUGGGUCGGAUCCACAGUGGCUUUUUGAAAGCCCUGGGCGUGCAGAAAAAAUCUGGUUGGCCCAAGGACAUAAUAGACGAGGGCUUGGACCAACAAUACGCUUACUACACCCUCCGGCAGAAACUCAAAGAGGAAUUAGAAAAGGAUAAAAACGUAAAGUUCAUACUAACGGGGCAUAGCUUGGGAGCGGCAUUAGCAAUUUUAUUUUUGGCAGGGUUAGUGUUACAUGAGGAGGAAGAGCUGUUGGAGAGCUUGGAUUGGGUGUACACUUAUGGGCAACCUAGGGUGGGGAAUGAGCAAUUUGGGAACUGGAUGGGGGAGAAAAUGAGGAUUCAUGAUGUGAAGUAUUUAAGGUAUGUUUAUUCCGCUGAUUUGGUGCCUAGAGUGCCCUAUGAUGAUCAAGCUGGGACCUUGUAUAAGCACUUUGGGCCUUGUCUUUGGGUCAACAGCUUCUACAGAGGGAAGGUUGUGUGGGAGGAACCAGACAAGAACUACUUCUCACUGUUAUGGGCAAUACCCAAGAUCUUAAAUGCUGUGUGGGAGCUGAUUAGGGGUUUCAUACUCCCAUACAUCUAUGGUCCAGUCUACCAAGAAAGUUGUGUUAUGAAACUGGUUAGGGUGUUUGGAAUGUUUAUCCCGGGGUUAGCGGCUCAUUGUCCUCAAGACUAUGACAAUGCCACAAGAUUGGGAUCCUUUCCUCCGGAAAUCCUUGACCAACAAGUUCUAAAUGGUAAACGUGACUAGGUCCAAUCUUCAAGGCGCAAGAAUUGAUGGAGGUGAGUGUAAGUUGGCCUGGACGGAUGGUUAUCAAGGAAAAAAACAUGAUCCACUAGUUCCUGCAUUCAUCUUUCUCCAUUUAUACCAAGUAGCUGAUGCUGAGUAACAGUGCUUAAUGGCCUCCCAAAGUUGGUUUUGGAGGUGUUCAUGAGUUGUGUUUGUAAGUAAGAUGUAGGCUUAUAUAAGUAUGUGUUUGUGUGUUUUGUAUCAAGUGUGGGGGAGGAGAGGAAGAGAGCAACAGAGAGAGAAGUGGGAGAGAGAAGCUGAUGUAGAACACGAGAAGACCCAAUUUCAUGAUCAAUUGGACCAAUCGUAGCCUCGGAAGUCCAAACAAUGCUUAAUUACAAAUUACCUAAUUUGGCAAAA